Molecule: messenger RNA, 2933 nt
Organism: Guyanagaster necrorhizus
Lineage: Eukaryota; Fungi; Basidiomycota; Agaricomycetes; Agaricales; Physalacriaceae
Exons: 4
Coding region: 54-2726 (890 amino acids)
Source: RefSeq, a predicted model, not a curated record
GGUCCUUCCCUGCCCAUUUGAUGAUCUGCCUGCAUCGUGCUCAACAUUGUUGAAUGGACAAUCCUUGGACAAAUGCUUGGGGAGACGAUACACGACCUCACCAUUCCCCAUCACCUCCUACACGGUGGUCUGUUCCUGCCACUUCGGACAGUGACCAUGAAGAAGCCGAUAUUGGUAUUCCUUCCUGGUCAUCCACUACCCUCCAGUGGAAUGAGCCGACGGAUAUACAUACCUCAUUGUGGGGGGAGAAGUUGAAGAGCAAGUUUUCGUUGGCCAACGCUGACCAUAAGCAAAUGGAAUCGACAGCCGAGCCGGACGUGACGUUGGAGGAGAAUGUUCCUUCAUCACCUGGGUCACCUCAUGACUCUCCUGUUGCGUCGCCAGAGGUAGAAACCAGCGUUUUUAAUCCUCCGUCACUCAUACUGCCAUCUUUUCGCGGCGAGAGUACUGAGGACUUCCGGCCAGAAUCACGACCCAGAAGCCCAGAUGCAUUUGGCAGUUUUGAGACUGGUCUUCGCAUGGGUAACACAGAGGCGAACCUCUGGACACCAUCCAAGCCAUCCUUUCCCGACCUAUCUGAUCCAGCUUCAAGUUCUUGGGAGGCCGACUGGACCCCCGCGGAUGUGGGUUCCGAAACAGAGCUUUUCGAUGAAUGGGACAUUGCAAAGCGGGAGAAAGCAAGGCGAGAUUCUCAUGUUCCUCCAGAAUUGCUGGCCUCCGUUGUACAGCGAUUCGAGCAAUUGUCUCAUGAUCUAUGGCCUGAUCAGUCGGACGACAAGGACGAAGCCAAUCUUCAGUCUAUUGAGGAUAUGCAGGACCUUUCUUCCGCUAUUCAGAAAAUUGUGCCCGACAACCUCACCAUUCCGCCCCAUGCCGACUUCUCAAGGACGUUCAUAUCCAAGAGAACGGCAGAAACCUUGAAGUUCACUAGACAUGUCCCCAUGGUAAGGAUUAGUCCUCUGGCCCGUUACGUGGCGUCAAAGGGUUCCACAGCCUGGGAGGCUUCUGUGAAGGCCCAGCCUGAAUUGUCACAAGAUGAUUUUGUUCCCGCGGGGUGGCGAUUGAUACCGAAGGAAAAGGAUGUUGCUCCGUCUGUGAUGGACACAAAGCAGAAAUCAGCAGGAGGUUUAUUAUCCUUUUUCGGUCGUCGAUCUAUGACCCCACCCGUUACGGACAGGCCAGUUUCUCCAGUGGCCAAGGCCAAUACGGGCGCGUCUGUAUCUCCUAGGACCAGUAUUGAUACGCACAGGAGAUCUUUUUCCUCUUCGUCACCCGUAAUUUCAUCACCUUUAUCGCCAGCCCCAUCUGCAAGCCCUUCAAGUUCUUUGCCGCCACCGCCUGAUCGCGCAGCUACACCACCUCCUUCAGCUGUUUCCCGAUUCUUAACUCGCUUUUCCAGAACCAAGCCCACAAUAAGCCCUCGGAAUUCCAUUGCGUUAUCAUCAGAUGAUCUAGAAUUCUUGUCUGACAUUGUUCCUAGUGUGAGUGACGAUGUAGAUCCUCCAGCACCUUUAAGCAUGGUUGAGUCUCCCCCCCUACCUGAGAAACUUCCACCUCCGCUGGCUCCACCAUCAAAGAGUCGCCUAGCUAACGGUGUCCCAAAGUCAAACACCAUCCUCCCAGAUGGCUCACUGGGUAUAUUACCUCUAUCUUAUCCUUCUCAGCCUCUCCAGUCAUCUUUACAGGCAUCCUCCUUAAUGGACACCAUGAUACUCGUACCCUCAGCGCCGGAAACGGUGAAGAGCUCACGAUUUGUGCCUUCUCGAAACACGACACCUGUUACCAAGCCAAUGCCUUCGCCGACUUUGUGCAGUACCCCGAGCCCAUUUCAACUCUCCAAACGAAUACCUACAGCCAUCAUGUCUUCCAAUCCCAUCAUGCAAUCCGCAGUCCCGCCAUUCUCCUUUACUCUUCCACCGCCUUCUACUUCCCGUCAGCAGACGCCAGUCCCUAGCCCACCAUCAACCGCUCCAGCAGUUUGUUUACACAGUCCAGUGCCUCAAAAUGCUACGGCACAAUUGUCGCUGUUUGACGAAGAAUUUUCUGACUUCCAUACGAUCCCAGCACUUGGCGAUGGAGCUUCAUCGUCCGCGCAUGCUGACGCAAGCUUUUCCUCUUUCUCGUCAGAGCAAAGCCUCUUCUCUUCCGCAAGUAGCAACGGUCCGCAUAACGCGGACGGUUUUGAUGAUUUUGAUGAUUUCGUGCAACCCCCGUUACGUACCCCAUCUCCGCCCGCCGUGCCAGAGAAAACUUCGAGCGCUCGACCUCCCAAAAUCAUGCUGGCCUCGAGCUUACCUAUCAGGUCUCCAACCAGAUCACCUGCACAGCUUCCUCCUCAGAAACGAAAGGUCAAUCGGUCAGAGCAUCAGCGAACGCUCAGUUUGAUGGAGAGUGCUGCUGCUCAUGGGAAGUGGCCUGCACCACCCUCUCCCAUUCCUCCCCCCCUGGAGCCUCCGCCUGGCGGUGUGAAAAAGGCAGUUCAGCUGGAUAUCUUCGGUGGGGACGAGAGUAUAUCAUUGCCGAUGCAACAAGCGCAGAUAAAUGCUAUUGGUACGCUGACCGUAUCACAAUCGUCUCCUGAGAUACUUGCGCCGAUGCAGCCUGCAUCAGCACCUCUGUUGCGGCCGCCACAAAAUCAUGUUCACACACCGACGUCAAAUAACGCAGUCUCAAUGAAGACGGGGGGGUUGUCGGCUCAAGAGUUAUCAUUUUUCGAAGGGGUGUAGCUUCCAUUGAUUGUAUCGCAAGGCUUUUGGACAUACUUCACCGUGUUCGUUAUUGGCGUGCUUCACUGUGUGAAUAGAAUCCAUUCAAGUCAGAAGCAUAAGCUAAUAUCAUCGUCAUAUUGAUUAAACAAACUAAAUUUCUCCUGUCAUGUUGCUCAUACGGCCGCCUCCAAAUCGUCGUCUUUUGCCUCUUCCAUUCUAACCCAC